Closterium sp. NIES-65 is the source of this 5922-nucleotide messenger RNA. Lineage: Eukaryota; Viridiplantae; Streptophyta; Zygnematophyceae; Desmidiales; Closteriaceae. The record is from the annotation of a GenBank genome assembly.
AUGGCUUUAACGAGUCACUUGCGAGGGCUGAAGAAGAGCAAGGAGGCGGCGCAACAGCGCAUGAACGGGCUGGAGCGACAGAUGCAGUCCACACACAGCCAGAGCAAGGUGGGACCUCUCUCCGCUUCCCCACCCAUGCUGCACUGCACGCAUGGCUCACACAUUGCCGAGGUAGAGCAUGCGAUGGCAGCAGCGCGGCAUAGGCACCUGGCAGCAGCAACGCGCACCACUCACGCGUCCCACCUGCUGGCAGCAGCACAGGCCAGCUGGCAGCAGCAGCAGCUGGCGCUGGUGAAGGCCCAGGUGCGGGUGAAGGAGGCGAGGCGGCAGCGCUCACAGGCAGAGGGAGCAUGGAAGCGCGCAGCUAAAGCUGCUGCUGGUCGCAGGGCGAAGCUGGAGGGGGAGAGGGCGCGGCUGGAGGAGAGCUUGGCGCGCGGUGAGGAGAUGCUGGUGCUGCUGCAGGGGCAGGCGAAAGAGGAGGAGAGGCACCUGAGGGCGAAGCUCGAGGAGUGUGGGUUUGGUGAUGGGGACGGGGAUGGGGAUGGGGGAAGUGUGGCGGGUGCAGUGGCAGCAGUGGUGCAGUGGCAAAAGGAUGUGGUAGCACUGAGAGAAGAGCAGCAGCACAUGCAGGCAAGGAUCAAGGCUCUGGAGGAGCAAGGGGCAGAAGCAACCAAGGGCAUACAGGAGAGCGAGGAGAAGCUGCACGGGCUGCAACAGCGCGUGCAGCAGGCGGAGAGCAGGAGGAGGGAGCGGCAGCAGGUGGUGCAGGCAGCGCAGGAGCGACUGAGGGGGCUGCUGGAGCAGGCAGAGCAGGUGGGGGAGCGGGAGCUGCCAGCCCUGCACGGCACCCUUGCUGCGCUCCAGGCACGGAUGCAGCGACUGCAGGAGCAGCAGCAGGAGGAGGCAGGGGGAGGGAGUGGUGGGAUGGGCGGCAGACGAGGUGGUGAGGGGAGGCUGAAGGGGGGCCGGUACGAGGCGUAUGACAGGGCAGCCGUGGAGCUCAUGAGGACACUGCCCGAGGGCAGGCUGAGGGGGCGGCUGUGUGAGCUGGCUCGAGUGGAGGGGCACGCCGCUGCUGCUGUGAACAGCGUGCUCUCUCUCUCCUGCAACCUCGCUGCCAUGUUUGUGACGGAGGAUCGGCGGACAGCAGCAGCAGUGGUGGGGUACUUUGAGCAGCACCGCAUAGGCCUCGUGUCCUGUGAGAUCCUCGACGAGCAGUCAGGCCAAGCACCCCCCACUCCACACCACCACCACCACCAGCAGCCAGUGGGAGACCUCUCCCCACCCCACCUUGCAUCCCUCCUGCCCUGCGUCCCCCCUCCCCACCUCGCCGCCCCCUUGCCCUGUGGGGCGCAGCCACUGCUGUGGACGCUGCGCUGUGCACCAGGGUGCCAUGCAGUGCUGGCACGCCUGUGUGCGUCAUGGCUGCUGGUGGUGGGGCGAGACGAUGCUGUGAGGCUGCUGCCACUGCUCCGCCACAACCCCGCUUGGAGGCGAUGCAGCGUUGUCACUGCUGGGGGUGAUGUCUUCCGACAGCCGACCCUAUCCUCUCUCCUUCUCUCCAACGUACACCCUUUCAACUCUUUCUCCUGCCCAACCUAUCCGCGCCUUCUCCCCUGCCCACCCCGUCGUCUCUCUCCCUCCCGCCGUCCCUUGCCUCUCGCUGCACAGGACGGCGAGGUGAUCCGUGCAUGCCUCUCCCCUGCAAUGACGCGCUACCACCUGGCGCCACUGGACGGCGCUGCUGCUGCUGCCACAGGGGGGAGGGCGGGGGAAGAGGCAGGCGAGCAGGCGGAGAGGAAGCAGAAGCGCGAGGAGGCGUUGCGGCGAGCAGUGAGGGCGGUUGAGGAGGAGAUGGGACUCGUGAAGUCCGCUAUAGCGGAGAAGGAGGCUAGGGGCAAGCAGCUGUGGGUGGAGCGGGAGGAGUGUGAGAGAGAGGUGGAACGGUUGAUGGCAGAGGGGAGGAGAGAGGAGGGCGGGGAGGACGAGGGAGGGGAGGUACAGACGAAAGGUGGGAGGGGCAGAGGCAAGAGGAAGGAGGAAAAGGAGAAGUUGACAGGGGGUGGUUUAGAGACGUUGGGUGGUUUGCAGAGGGAGGUGGAGAGGUGUGAGGCGGAGAGGGAGGCGAUGAGGCGGCAGGUGAGGGUAGUGGUGGGGCAGGUGCAGGUGCAGAGGGGCAGGCUUCUGGACGUGCAGACGAGGCUGCAGGCUGUGGUGGCGGAGGUUGAGGGGAGGCAAGGUGGACAAGGAGGGAAACAGGGGAAGCAAGAGGGGAGGUGCAGCAGGAGAGUGGCUGAGUGGAUUGGCGAUGGGGAGAUAGCUGGGCGAGCAGAGAAGGUGGUGCGGGCGAGGCAAGCUGUGAAGGACGUGGAGGAGAAGGCACGGGAGGAGAGGGUGGAGCUGGCGUGUGUGCAGCAGUCGCUGUGUGCUGUGCUGCGCGCUGAGGCCGAGGGCCAUGCAGACGCUGGCAGGGGUGCUGGUGGGUGCAAGGGGGUGGCAAGGCAGGGUGGUCGACAUGGGAAGGGCAAGGGGGGAAAGGGGGGAGGAGGGAAGGGGGAUGCGGCAAGGGAAGAUGGUGAGGAAGGGGAAGAGGAGGAGAUGCGGGAGAUGGAGUCACAAGUGAAGAGGCUGGAGGAGGCGAGGGAUGGCAGGCAGCUGGAGGUGCAGAGUGCGAGGCGGGAGUGUGAGGAGGCAGCGGAGGAGGAGAAGGCGCUAAAGGCCAAGCGUGGGAAGCUCAUGGCCUCGCUGGUGAAGCUGCAAGGAAGUGCAGUGGAGGCGAGGCAGCUUCUGGCGGACCUAGAGGCAAGGCUGGAGCGAGCUGCAGCGCUGCUCACAGAGUGUGGUGGGAACGAGCAGAAGGGCACGGGUGGUGGUUCCAGGGGAGAGAAGCAGGGGAGCCGUGGAUGUAGCAGGAGCAGGCGAAAGGUGCAUGGAGGGAGGAAGGGAAAAGGAGGGAAGGGGACUUGGAAGAGCGGGAAAAAGGGAGGAAGCAAGGGGAAGGCAGAGGAUGCAGGGGAAGCGGUGAAGGGACAGGGGCCAGUGCUGAGAAGGUCAAGCAGGCUUCUGGCGGCAGGAGACGGGGCGAGCAGCAAGGGCCGAGGGGACUUGGAGAAACGAGAGGAGGGUUUAGUGAAUCGCCAGGGCAAAGGAGAGGGGAAACGCGGAAAGAGUGGCGCGAGCAAGGGAGGAGGUGAGGAGGAUGAGAAGCAAGGAGAGGUGGCAGGGAAAGCAUACAGGAGACGUAGGGAUGCAUCGAAGGGUGGGCGUCAACAGGUGGGGGCGGAGCAUGGGGUGGGGGAUGCGGAGGCAGUGAGCGGUGGUGAGAAAGAUGUAAAGGGCAGGAAGGGUGCUGCAGCAAUGGACGUUGAUGCGAGUGAUGCGAUGGGUGAGGGGAAGGGUGCGAAGCGAGAGAGCAGAAGGACAAAGGUGAUCCGGAAAGUGAAGAUCAAAGAAGGCCGCAAGGGAGAGACGGUUGCAGUGGGUGAGGGAGAAAGUACGGAAGAGGGAGAGGAAGAGGUGGAGGAGGAAGAGGAGGAGCAGAUUGAGGAGGGGGAGGAGGAGGAGGGGGAGGGGGAGGAGGAGGAGGAGGAGGAGGAGGAGGAGGAGGAGGAGGAGGAGGAGGAGGAGGAGGAGGAGGAGGAGGAGGAGGAGGAGGAGGAGGAGGAGGAGGAGGAGGAGGAAGAGGAGGAGGAAGAGGAGGUAGAGGAGGAGGAAUAUGGUGGUAUGGAGGGCGAGGAGGAGGAGGAGGAGUGUGGAGGUGUUUCCCUGGAGGAAGUGGUGGAGGAGGAGAAGGAGCUUAUGAAGAGAAGAAGUGCCAUAGACGCGGCAGCACUGCAGGAGGACGUGGGGUGCCAGAGGCGCCUGGUGGCAGUGGGGGAGGAGGUGCAGCGGGUGGAGGAGCGGGCGCGCAUGCAUGCAGUGCGGCACGAGGAGCUGGAGAUGCAGCGCUUCACUCAGCUCAGAGGGGCCCUGCUCAAGGUGAAUGAGAACCUAUCGGCCAUCUACUGUCAGCUGACGCGCCAUGGAGAUGCAUACCUGUCGUUCGUGGAUGAGAAGAGCCUGCUCUUCUCGGAUGGCGUGCACUUCCACGUUCGGCCUGACCGCCAGUGCUGGCGGCCGUUUGCGUCUCUGUCAGGCGGGCAGCAGGCGCUGGCAUGCCUGGCGCUGUCGUUCAGCCUGCAGGCGUCCUUCCCCUCGCCCUUGUUCUUCUUUGAUGAGAUCGAUGCAUCGCUGGACACCAAGCACGCCCUGCAAGUGGCGCGCUUCAUUCAGACGCAGCGGUCAGCACAGUACAUUGUGGUGUCUCACCGCCCACAAGUGUUCGCCAUUCCUCCGUGCCCGUCCUCCCCCUCACCGCAGCAUCGCCAUCCCUUCGAGACCGCGGCGAACACGUCGCGCGGAGCCGUCGCGGCAGCAGCAGCGCUGCGGCUGCCUCUCGAUCCGCCCGUGCAUAGCGGCGACCAGAGUGCGCCGGCGCCCCCGUGCGAAGACAAUCCCGCCGCUCCAGCUUUCGCAACUGCCCCCGACGCCGAUGGCGGUGACACUGCGGCGCGCACGGCGAGAAUUGGAAGUCGCGGGGAUGAGGGGAAAACGCGCGGGGCAGAGGAGGGCACGCGGGAGCGCUGCGAAGGCAACGAGGGGGACGCGCUUGGAUGCGCGCGGAACGCGCUAGAUGGGGAACGCGCGGCCCUUGAGCCGCAGGAGGCGAGAGGGGAAGGCCGACGGUGGAGUUUGGACGACUUCGAGGUGAUUCGACCAUUGGGACGCGGAAAAUUUGGAACCGUGUUCAUGGCUCGCGAACGAGAGAGCGGGCGCGCGGUGGCGUUGAAGGCGGUGAGCAAGCGCGAGGUGCGCGAGGAGGGGCUGCAGGAGCAGCUGCGGCGCGAGAUCGAGAUCCACGCGCACCUGCGGCACCCGGGCGUGCUGCGCCUCUACGGCUACUUCUACGACCAGACGUUCGUGUACCUGGUGCUGGAGCUGGCUGCGGGCGGGGAGCUGUACCGGCAGCUGCGCGCGCGGACGAGGCUGCAGGAAGGGCAGGCCGCCAAGUGUCACCUCCCUGUGCCAGAUGCACUGCCUCUCCUGCGCGGCACCACCAACAAGCGCUGCCAGGAUCGCGUGCUCGUGCGCUGCGUCCCAUACCACGGGCUGCACCCGCGCCCGUGCUGCUCCUUCAACGCUCGUCGCGCCUCCUCCCUCCCUGUCUUCCUCUCGCCGUCCCUCCCCCAUGCUCCCUGGCAGCACGUGGCGGGGGUGGCGCGCGCGCUGCUGUACGUGCAUGAGCGCGGGGUGGUGCAUCGUGACAUCAAGCCCGAGAAUGUGCUGCUCUCCGAUAAGGGCGAGGUGAAGCUGGCGGACUUUGGGUGGUCCACGCGGGCCAGCGACAGCACCACGUGCACCACCGUGUGCGGCACUCUCGACUACCUUCCCCCUGAAAUGGUCUCUCUCUUUCUCCCUCUCCCCCAUCACCCUCUGAAUUCGUCAACUCGCACCUCAACCCAAGCGCGUCUCUCCUCGCUCCCCCCUCGCUCCCCUGUGUGGCGAGCAGUGGAGGGGGAGCAGCACGGGAGGGAGGUGGACGUGUGGGCGCUGGGCGUGCUGCUGUACGAGCUGCUCGUCGGCUGCCCGCCCUUUGAGGCCCCCACACAGACCGACACCUACAGGCGCAUAGUGGAGGUAGAUGUGCGUUUCCCCCUGCACGUGCGAGUGUCCCAGCCUGCCAAGGACCUCAUUCGCCGCCUGCUCGUGCGCCAGCCCUCACAGCGCCUGCCCCUCGCCAGCCUGCUGCACCACCCCUGGGUGCUGCGCCACACCCAGGGGCAGGCGCAGGGGCUGGGUGGCAGGAGGGUGCCAGGGGGACAUGGCGCGGAGAGGCUGGGAGCAAGGGGAGGGAGGGGCAGCAGCAGGAGGAAUGUGCUGUGA